Messenger RNA from Osmia bicornis bicornis, 1194 nucleotides. RefSeq names its product tetratricopeptide repeat protein 1 (gene Ttc1). The coding region runs from base 184 to 1017 and encodes 277 amino acids. The transcript has 4 exons. The record is from RefSeq and is a predicted model, not a curated record. Gene Ontology annotation, molecular function: protein binding. Lineage: Eukaryota; Metazoa; Arthropoda; Insecta; Hymenoptera; Megachilidae.
CGCUGAUUCACCGAAGGAUGCAUGCAGCCAUUUUCGCCUUAUUUCUGGCAACGGUCGUUGACAGAUAAUUUCAGUCGUCUGCUCUCGAUGCGUGCGAUGAUGUAGCUAGUAUAACCUUAAGGAACUGAGUUGUAUAUGUUUAAACAAAGUGUAAAGUCAUCGAGAUAAAAAGACGCUACUGCGAUGGACACUAAAUCCGAAAACUUAAAAACAAACGAACAGAUCAUAGAGGAGCUCACGAAAGAUCUAGAAGGUUCUUGUAUCAAGGUAGAUGAAAACUCCGCAUCAAAAGACAGUAAUGCAAAGUCAAUAGUGAACAAUAGCAAUUUAGCGGACGAUCCUUGUAAACUUGUCACAGACGACAGUGACAACGAUGUCGAACACAAAACAACCGAUAAACACGAAGUUCCAAAUGAUUUUGUCGACGAGGAGUUGUUAAAAGAUAGAGAAGUUGGACUUUCUGAAAGCGAAAAAGAACUUCUCAAAGAGGAGGCUGAGCAAUUGAAAAACAAAGGAAAUGAUUUUUUCAAAAAGGGAGAUUAUACAGAGGCGAUAUCUAUGUAUACACAAGGAUUGCAGACUUGUCCCUUAGCAUAUGACAAAGAAAGAUCCAUUUUGUAUGCCAACAGAGCUGCUGCAAAGUCUAAAUCUCUGGAUAAAGAAUCAGCAAUAUCUGAUUGCACAAAGGCCAUAGAAUUGAACCCAAGUUAUGUGAAAGCCUAUGUUAGGAGAGCUCAGUUGUACGAAGAAGCAGAAAAAUUAGAUGAAGCUCUAGAGGAUUAUAAGAAGGUGCUAACGUUCGAUCCAGCACAUACGGAAGCAAAUUACGGAGUUCGGAGAUUACCUCCAUUGAUCCAAGAAAGAAAUGAAAAAUUGAAAACUGAAAUGCUCGGAAAACUGAAGGACUUAGGAAACAUGGUUUUGAAACCUUUCGGACUUUCCACGAAUAAUUUCGAAUUGCAAAAGGAUCCAAAUAGCGGUGGUUAUUCUGUAAAGUUCAAUCAGAAUCAAAGUUAAUAGAUUUAAUAUUAUCGGUAUACGUUCCAGAGGGAUGAACUUGAACGCGUGUCACAGAACAUAUUUAUAAAUUGUGUUAAUUUUACUGGAAUGCUGUGUGCUGCUCGUUAAUUGUAAUAAAAAUGAAAAUGUCACGACGAUAGCUAUUGGACGGAGAUAUUGAGAUUGGUACAAUUA